GACUGAACAUGCUGCACGUCCUGCUUCUAGUCUGGGCUCUGAGCGUCCCACGACACGGCGUCCUGGGACAGAGAGAUGGAGAGAUUAUUAAUCAGAUCAAAAUGACAAACCUGGCGUUGGUUGAGAUCAAGGAGCUGCUAAAAGAACAGAUAAAAGAAAUAGUUUUCCUGAAGAACACAGUGAUGGAGUGUGAAGCGUGUGGAAUGGGAGGUAUCCAGCCGCGUCCGUCCUGUGAGCCCAACCCGUGUCACCCUGGGGUACCGUGUAAAGAGACUGUGGAUGGGAUCACAUGUGGGCCUUGUCCUGAAGGCACGGAGGGCAACGGCACCCACUGCACCGACAUCGAUGAGUGUUCAGUGAUGCCUUGUCAUAUGGGCGUUCGCUGCAUUAACACAGCUCCAGGGUUCCGGUGCGGCUCGUGUCCCGCGGGGUUCACCGGUCCACAGGUGCAGGGGGUCGGACUGGCCUACGCAAGAGCCAACAAGCAGGUCUGCUCCGACAUCAACGAGUGCGAAGCUCCAAACAAAGGCGGCUGUGUGGAGAACUCCGUCUGCCUCAACACACCUGGCUCGUACAGGUGUGGCCCCUGUAUAACCGGAUACGUCGGAGACCAGAGGAAAGGCUGUAAACCGGAGCGGGCCUGUGGGAACGGCCAGCCCAACCCGUGUCACGCCAGCGCAGAGUGUAUCGUGCACCGCGAAGGGACCAUCGAGUGCCAGUGUGGGGUGGGCUGGGCUGGGAACGGGUACCUCUGUGGUCCCGACAUCGACAUCGACGGAUUCCCAGAUGAGAAACUGGCCUGUCCAGAGAGGAACUGCAACAAGGAUAAUUGUCUGACUGUGCCAAACUCCGGACAAGAGGAUGCGGACCGCGACGGGAUCGGAGACGCCUGUGACGAGGACGCAGACGGAGACGGGAUCCUCAACACUCAGGAUAACUGUGUGCUGGUGCCUAACGUGGACCAGAGGAACAUCGACGAAGACGACUUUGGAGACGCCUGUGAUAACUGCCGCGCCAUCAAGAACAACGACCAGAAAGACACGGACGUGGACAAGUACGGGGACGAGUGUGACGAGGACAUAGACGGAGAUGGAAUCCCCAAUCACCUGGACAACUGCAAGAGAGUCCCAAACAAGGACCAGAAGGAUCGGGAUGGGGACAAAGUGGGAGAUGCCUGUGACAGCUGUCCAUAUGUCCCUAAUCCUGAACAGACCGAUGCUGACAACGACUUGAUUGGAGACCCCUGCGACACAAACAAGGACAGUGACGGAGAUGGACACCAGGACUCCAACGAUAACUGCCCCGCGGUGAUAAACAGCUCCCAGUUGGACACGGACAAAGACGGGAAAGGAGACGAGUGCGAUGAUGACGAUGAUAAUGACGGAAUUCCCGAUUUGCUGCCUCCGGGACCGGACAACUGCCGACUGGUGCCCAACCCGCUGCAGGAGGACACGGAUGGUGAUGGAGUGGGAAAUGUGUGUGAGAAGGACUUUGAUAACGACACCAUCAUUGACAUAGUGGACGCAUGCCCUGAGAACGCAGAGGUCACACUGACAGACUUCAGGGAGUACCAGACCGUGGUGCUGGAUCCAGAAGGAGAUGCUCAGAUAGAUCCCAACUGGGUCGUACUCAACCAGGGAAGAGAGAUCGUACAGACAAUGAACAGUGAUCCUGGAUUGGCUGUUGGUUACACGGCGUUCAGUGGGGUGGACUUUGAAGGGACGUUUCAUGUAAAUACAGUCACAGACGAUGACUACGCCGGGUUUAUUUUCGGGUAUCAGGACAGCUCCAGUUUCUAUGUGGUCAUGUGGAAGCAGGUGGAGCAGAUCUACUGGCAGGCGAACCCCUUCAGAGCUGUGGCAGAACCAGGAAUCCAACUCAAGGCGGUAAAGUCCGGUACUGGCCCCGGGGAGAACCUGAGGAACGCCCUGUGGCACACGGGAGACACCUCGGACCAGGUCAAACUGCUCUGGAAAGACGCUCGGAAUGUCGGCUGGAAGGACAAGACGUCGUACAAGUGGUUCCUGCAGCACCGACCGGCCGACGGAUACAUCAGAGUGCGUUUCUAUGAGGGCACUCAGAUGGUGGCAGACACAGGGGUCAUUAUCGAUGCCACGAUGAGAGGAGGGCGGCUCGGGGUCUUCUGCUUCUCUCAGGAAAACAUCAUCUGGGCCAAUCUCCGGUACCGCUGCAAUGACACUCUUCCCCUGGACUUUGACUCUUACAGGGCACAGCAGGUGCAGCUGGCCGUGUGAGGAGGGGGCGCUAGUCUGAUGUGAACAGGGCUGU
Messenger RNA from Periophthalmus magnuspinnatus, 2289 nucleotides. It is a transcript of the gene comp, whose product is annotated as cartilage oligomeric matrix protein. Gene Ontology annotation, cellular component: extracellular region. Bases 9 to 2255 code for a protein of 748 amino acids. Gene Ontology annotation, molecular function: calcium ion binding. The record is from RefSeq and is a predicted model, not a curated record. The transcript is spliced from 19 exons. NCBI's taxonomy places the organism in Eukaryota, Metazoa, Chordata, Actinopteri, Gobiiformes, Gobiidae. Gene Ontology annotation, biological process: cell adhesion.